Molecule: messenger RNA, 2460 nt
Organism: Stylonychia lemnae
Lineage: Eukaryota; Ciliophora; Spirotrichea; Sporadotrichida; Oxytrichidae
Source: the annotation of a GenBank genome assembly
AUGUCACAAUUAAAUCCAAUAUUAGAAGAUAAAACAGCUGCUGAAGAGUAUUCAAAUCUUGUAAAUAUUUUACGAGGUAAUAUCAGUUACGACUAAGUAGAUAAAGUUGCUGGUAAACGAAGUAAUAUUAGUCUUUCUUCUAUACAACAAGAAUCCUCUUAAAAUAUCAAUCAGAAAGAAAAUGCAAAUAAAUCUGAAUUAAUCGAAGUAUAAGCAAUUCUUGAUAGAGCUAAACUUAAUUUACUUACUCAAAAAGAGUCAAAGUCUAGAAAUGGUAGGAUCUAAAAUAAAGAAUCCAAGAUAUAACUCCCCUUACAGUCUUAGUUGCUUCCAUAGCAAUCUUAUCCUACUAUAGAAACUUAUUAGAAUGAAGAAAAUCUACCUUAAUCUAAACAUAUUCCAAAUUUAUCUCCUACUAAACUUGAAGUCAUUGCACCAUAACUUACUGAAAGCCCGGAAAAAAAGCAGACCAUACCUUAAUUUAAACCUAUUAAAUUAAGAGAUUUGGAGUAUUAACCUUCAGCAGGAGCAGGAGCCUUUUUCAGAAGAAUUUUUUGUAUGAGUAACAAGAGUAAAAAGAAUGAGAAUAAAACAACUGAUUAAAAAAAUUAGAUCACAAAUCUAAAGCUUAAAUAAUUUGGAAGAACAAGGUCAAAGCCUUAAGUUUUUUCAUAACAAGUAAUUUAUGAAAAGGAUAGAAAAAUAUCAAAUGCCUCUAUACCUAGAUUAAGUGGUAGAUAAAGUGAGUAAACAGAAAAAACAGUUUAACACCAGAAGCAAAAAAUUUAAAAAAUUUAAGAAUUAGACGAAAUUGAAAACUCCUUCAUCUACAGUGUGUUUGAUUUAAAGUAGGAGGAAGAAAAAAUAAGCGACUGUAACUUUUUCGAGAGGACAUUACAAACUUAAGAUAGAUCUAAAAUUGCAUAAUCAAAAGAAGUACCAAUUAGAAGCCAUAGCAAGCUGAGUUCUGUUAUGACUUAAAAUCCAAAAAUAGACAAAGAUAUUGAGAUUGCCCCUUAAACUAGAUUUAAAGAUAAAAAGGAAGUAAAGAAUAGGGAAUCCAUUUAUGAAGAUAAGAAGAGAAUUCAAUUAGUUGAAUAAAAAGCUUAUGCAACUUUGAAAUAGGAAUCUCAUGUCAUUAAUCUUAGGAUCUUAGAUAAUAAAGCAGAAAUAAGAGAUAGGGAAAAAACAGAUGAAUUUAGCAACAUAUUUCAAAAUUCUGGUCUCCAAAUGAUCUAAAACACUCCUAGAACUGGUAGAGAGCUAAGAGAGUAGGUCAUUAAUAAGAGACAGUAGAAUAGAAUGAAUUUUGAAGCACUGCUUUAAGAGAUUAAUGAACCAUUAUUAAAGAGCGUAAGAGGGCACCAAAGAAAUCACACAAACAUCAAUGUACUUCCAAAUAUUAACACACCUUUGCAAAAUUAGUUUAAGGCAUCUAGAAACGUUGAGGCUUAUCAAGUACCUCACAAGAAAAACAAGUCUUUCUUAGUUCAAGCAGAAAAUUAGAUUUUUAUGAAUAAUUAGAAACAAGAACAGAAUUCUAAGAGGUUGACAGCUAUGAACUAACAUAGAUAUGAUAAUCAAGAACCUAAAAGUUCCCCUAACUCAAGUCUUUCUAAAUAAAAUUUUGUUACCUCUCCUAAUUAAGACCAGAAAAUUCAAAUAUAAAAGAAGGACUCUGAUGACAGUGAAUUAAAUAAUGCUUUAGACAAAUAUACUAGAGAUCUCUAAUCUCCUGGACUCUCAAAUAGAUCCACUUUAAUAACAAAUUAAUCUAAUGCAGAAAGCAAAGGUGAAUUGGAAGGCAAGCUAAAGAAGCUGUUUAAUGCAACCUAUUAGUAAUAUGUAAGGUAAGGGGGCAUAGUAGUGUUUGACAUGGCAUUACUUAAUCUAGUUUAAACUCACCCUAUACUAAAUAAGAUAUCAGGACCUACUUCAAAGAUGAUCUUGGAAAAUGCUUGCGAGCUUCAAUAAUACAAAAAAGGAAGUAUUAUUUAUACUAUAGGGGAGACAAAGCAAUCUAUUUACAUACCAGUGUAUGGAUAAAUUAAAAUCUGGAAUUAAACCUAGGAGUUGUUAGGUAAAGCUAACAUCACUUAGACUUUCGGCGAAGAAUGCAUUUGCGAUAGUACUUUCCAGAAUAGAAUAGACAACUGCUCAGCCUUAACAGAAUGUGGAGUAAUCUGCAUUGACAAAUACUUAUAUUAGAACCUUAAAAACGAGUUCACUAAAGACCUUUUCAAAUAGUUUAACAUGUUGGAAUCAAUAUUCAGAAGAAAUUUCUUUUCAAAGAAGCACUGGAGGACGGGAAGCAAGAUUUAAAAAAUCAGAUUUGGCAAGAAAGAUUUAGAUAUCACUCCCAAUACUAUAGAAAACAUCAUUAGCAACAUUAAGACCAAUUAGUUAUCUCCUUUGACAGUCAAAAAUAUUAAAAAUUCAGGUAUAUAAUUUAAAUUCUGA